AAGGAUCACGACGCCGCCAACGAAGCCUCAACGGGAAAAAGCGGUCGUUGCCCCCUGCCCGCGCUCCCUUGGACCAACGACGACGGAACGGACCGCGCCACGACCGCGCCUGGCCUGCUGGAUGGAUACCAACUGCUGCUGCACCAGCUGGAGAUUAGCGCAAAGCAGGGCUCGCUAACGCAAACGAGGUCGACUUCAUCAUGGACGGCUCACAGGAGGCGGAAGAUGAAGAGUGCGUCCACCAUCCACGCGUCAUCAUUCACAUCGACAUGGACUACUUCUACGCCCAGGUCGAGGAAGUACUGAAUCCGUCGCUCAAAGAUCGACCGUUUGCCGUAAAACAGCGGUUCUGCGUUGUCACGUCGAAUUACAUCGCCCGCGACCUCGGCAUUCGAAAGCUGCAGCCAGUCAAGGAAGCGCUCGCAAUCUGCCCCGAGCUAGUGCUGGUCAACGGAGAAGAUUUGACCAAGUAUAAGGCGAUGUCGCAGCGGAUUAAUGAAAUCAUGCACCGGUUUACGCCGCACGUCGAGAAGCUGGGACUCGACGAGAACUACCUUGACGUGACCGAGCUGACCGCGGAGCGGUUGGAGCAGCUGGACGGUGAAUCAUCAAUCAGCAAUGCGAACGUGCAAACCGAACGCGUCGUCGGUUUGAUCCAUCCCCCGCCCGAAGACCGGCAGCGCUCGGAGUACUCCGACCGGGAACUGUUUCGAUCCUGCUGUUUAUGCGGCUGUGAUCGUCGACUGAUACUCGCUACGCACAUUGCGCAGGAAAUCCGCGAGUGUAUCUUCCGUGAGCUAGGCCUCCGGUGCUGUGCCGGUAUCGCACACAACAAGCUGCUGGCCAAGCUGGUGGGAGCGAUGAACAAACCGAACAAACAGACGGUGUUGCUGCCAACGGCGAGCAGUAGCUUUGUUGCAUCGCUCGGUUGCGUUCGAUCGCUCACUGGAAUUGGUGAGAAGACGGCACAGACACUAGCGGAAUGCUGCAACGUUACCACGGUUACCGAUUUGCAGCAGAUCGAGUUGGAGCGGCUAGCGCGCCACGUAGGCCAUGAGCAAGCCGUCCGCCUGAAGCAGAUCGCACUUGGUCGCGAUGAUACACCGGUACGGCAAACGGGUAAACCGAAAUCCGUUGGUCUCGAGGACUCGUGCCCAGCAAUCUCGGUACGAGCCGAUGCGGAGGAAAAGUUUCGCCAUCUGCUGGUGCGGCUAGUGAAAAACAUUGCCGAGGAUGGGCGAGUACCGAUCGCCAUUAAGGUGACGGUCCGGAAGUUCGAUUCCACCAAGCGCACCACCCACCGAGAAUCGAAGCAGGACAAGCUGCUACCAUCGUUGUUUCGGCACACCAGCGGUAAGCUCGUGCUGGCCGAAGGGGCCCAGGAAAAGCUGCUUGCGAUUGUGAUGCGCGUGUUCGAGCGAAUGGUCGAUCUGCGACAACCGUUCAACAUAACGCUGCUGGGAUUAUCGUUUUUCAAGUUCCAGGAGCGACGCGUAGGGAGCAAAUCCAUCGCCAAUUUUCUCAUCAAAAAGUCUGACAUCGAGGUACAGUCCAUUACGAACCUGAGCAAUGAAUCGAUUACCCUAAGCGAGACCAGCUUUUGUUCGAAUAAAUCGCUUACGGCGAUGGACUGUGAACCGUGUGGUGCCGGUGGUUCUUCCGAUGCCGGCUCACUUGCGUCCUUGUCCGGAUCCGAAUCGGACGUGGAACCAUCACCGAAAAAAUCGCGUCGUUUUCUGUACCGUGGCUACCGAGGGAGCAGUGAACAAGCGGCAGGGCAGCAGAAUCGGCGAGAGGAUGAGGCAACGCUCAGCAAGCUACGUGUGGCUGAUCUUCGUUUGAGUUCCAAAGACAACGACCACGAAACACCGCUAUCGACGCCACCGGCAUCCAUAUCGUCGUCGUCGUUAUCGAAGCCAGCGCAUGGUAAUGUCUCGAUCACUAUGCGGCAAGCGGGUGUUUCUCCAAUGGAGGUCUCUUCGAGUGCUACCAGCGCGGCGACUACGAAAGUACCACAACCUCCACUACCACCGGCGGUACCUAAGGAGUCGUUCUUCCGUCACCAUUUGAUGCAGGAAGCGCAACCGUCCACUUCUUGCUCCACGUUGACCAGUGAGACAGCGGCCACAGUCAACCACAGUGUCCAGCGUAGCGAAAGUACAAAUUUGCUUCCACCGAAUGUUGACCGGGAAGUGUUCCAUGCCCUACCGGCCGAUGUCCAACAGGAACUGCUUAGUAACUGGAGGCGGGCCAUGGAGCUGACCACUUCUUGUAGCGGUAACAACACCAUCAACGCUAGCUCUACCGUCGGGGCGCAUGUUAGCGUUAGUCCCGGAAGCAGUAAUACUGUCACGGCUAGUGUUAGUGCUGGUGUGUCCACCGUACCGGCCGGCAGUCCUCCUGCCGCAGCAAAUGCCUCAAGCACAAAGGCUAAAAACACUCUUCAUCGCUAUUUUGUUAAAAACACGUAGCAGCAGUUGGCUACAGCAGGGCACCCCUUUUUUGUAGGAUGUCGGCAAAGUUUGGGGUGGUUCCUGUGUGGAGGCAGAAACCAUGGCUCUGAUAACUUUUUUUUUUUAUCCCUGUACAUGCUAUUGUUUUGCUUCAUUUUUAAUUGUAUUAUUGUUUCUCGAUGGUUCUCCGGUGCAGCGGAACCAAGUUGUUUGUUUGUUUUCCAUUUAGAUAGUGCCCUCCUAGUGUGAUUGCCGGUAGGCCGUGGAAUCGAUUACUGAAGGUGUCCUCUUUUCUUUCCCUUUUUUUAUUACCUUACACUGUCCACUGGUUCGUUUGUGUUCAUGUUUUACGCUAAGUCUGGCAAGUCUGGCACAUCGUUCACAAGUACAUUCAUCUUCCAUCAUCGCCGCGUGUAUAUUGCGUGUGGACUAAAAGGACUACUUCAAAAGCGUCGAGCAAAAGUUAGUGUUUUACUUUCCCACUUCAUCAUCCU
This is a messenger RNA of Anopheles darlingi, 2947 nucleotides long. RefSeq names its product DNA polymerase iota (gene PolI). Lineage: Eukaryota; Metazoa; Arthropoda; Insecta; Diptera; Culicidae. The record is from RefSeq and is a predicted model, not a curated record. Gene Ontology annotation, molecular function: damaged DNA binding; DNA-directed DNA polymerase activity. The coding region runs from base 201 to 2471 and encodes 756 amino acids. Gene Ontology annotation, biological process: translesion synthesis. The transcript has a single exon.